Komagataella phaffii GS115 is the source of this 1818-nucleotide messenger RNA. Its product is annotated as Component (70 kDa) of the TOM (translocase of outer membrane) complex. Gene Ontology annotation, cellular component: mitochondrial outer membrane. The record is from RefSeq and is a predicted model, not a curated record. The coding region runs from base 1 to 1818 and encodes 605 amino acids. Gene Ontology annotation, molecular function: protein binding. NCBI's taxonomy places the organism in Eukaryota, Fungi, Ascomycota, Pichiomycetes, Pichiales, Pichiaceae. The transcript has a single exon.
AUGUCAGAUCAGUCUUUUUGGAAUUCGACAGUCAAAUUUGUCAGCUCUCAUAAAGCGGUCAUUACAUUGACUACAAUAGCAGGUGCUUCCACCUUAGCUUACCUUUAUUACGCCACAAAUGCCACUUCGAAACCUGAUUCUUCCGCCACUGGCUCCUCCAAGAACAAGAAGAAGAAGAGCAAGAAGCAAACAGCCCCAGAAACAUCAAAUGCUGAUGCUCCUUACCCAGUUGACAACGAAGGCAAACCUCAAAUCAAUGAGGAAAUUAUUGGCCGCCUAACAGAAGACGAGAAAAACACCUGGGCUCAAUCUUUAAAGGAAACCGGAAACCGAGCAUUCAAGUCAGACGACUACGAGACCGCUCUGGAAUACUAUAAUCUUGCCCUGUUGUGCAAAAAGGAUCCAGCUUUUUAUUCAAAUAGCUCAGCUUGUUGGGCCUGUUUGGGAGACAACCAAAAGGUUAUUGAGUUCAGCACUAAGGCAUUGGAAUUGAAACCGGACUAUGCAAAAUGCUUGAUGAGAAGAGCUGCUGCUUAUGAAAAGAUUGAAGAGUAUGAGAAAGCCCUUUAUGAUCUAACUGUCCUAACCAUCUAUGAGAGUACCAUUGCUGAUAAAUCUAUACAGUCCAUGUUAGAGCGUAUAUUAACCAAACAAGCUAACUAUGUUAUGGAGAAGCAAUUGAAAGAUUUUGUACCUCAAUUACCUUCAGCUUCUUCUAUUGCUUCCCUUCUGGGUUCUUUUACUGAGGAUUCUGUUUCUGAUGUCUUUGGAACCGAGAUUCCAGAGGAUGGAUCUGGUGACAAAUUUUUGUAUGAAGCUUUGCAAGAUUUUAAGACUGCCACUGCCGACUCGUAUGAGCAUGCGGAUGUUGCGUUGAACCAAGCUGUGUCUAAGUACGCUGAUGUUACUGUUUCUAGCGAUGAGACUACGAAGAGAAGAGCUGCUAUGGCCUAUGAGUACCUGGGUCAGUUUUAUUUCCUUAAGAAUGUGACUGCUGUUGCUCAAGAGCACUUGAAAAGAGCUAUCGAAUUAAGUCCAAGACCAAGAUCUCAUGUUAUUUUGGCUUUGACUUAUAUUGAUAAGGACUUACUUAACGAGGCCGAAGUAGAGUUUCAAAAGGCUAUGGCCAUCAACGCCAAUGAUCCCGACAUCUAUUACCAGAGAGGACAACUUAGCUACUUGAGAGGAGAUCUUGCCAAUGCAUCUGAAAACUUUGAAACAUGCAAACGUCUGAAUCCUAAGAAUGUUUAUGCUUAUAUUCAACUUGCAUGUAUCUCAUAUAGAGAGGGUAAGAUCGAAGAAGCUGUUGAAAGAUUUGUUCAAGCUAAGAGGACCUUUCCUACUUCUCCUGAAGUUCCAAACUACUACGGUGAGAUUCUGGUUGACAAGAACGAUACAGAGGAUGCUAUCAAACAGUUUGAUAUUGCCAUUAAAUUGCAAAGGUCACUUUCAACGGUCAGUAUUGGAGCUCUUGGUAUCCUGAACAAGGCCACGAUUCUUGCUCGUAGGAAUGAAUUCCCUCAAGCUAUUGAAUUGCUAGAGGAAGCUAUUCAAGUUGAUCCUAAAUCAGAGUUGGCAGCCGUUCAACUUGCUCAAAUUAAGCUUCAACUCAACCAAGCCGAAGAGGCAAUUGUUUUGUUUGAGAAGACUGCUAAACUUGCAAGAUCUCCAGAAGAGAAGCAACAUGCUAUCUCCUUUGCUGAAGCUGCCAAGAUCCAAGCAAGGGUGAAAAAAGAUCCAGCUCUUAGUAAGAGAGUUGAAGAAAUAAUUGCUCAAGCCCAAGGUCACCAGAAUGAAGCUACUGCCGCUUCUGCUUAA